AUGUCGACAACAACAGGGGCAUUCAUUGCUGGGGGUAUUGCAGCAUGCGGUGCGGUAACAGUAACUCAUAGUUUUGAGACUGUGAAGAUUCGGUUACAGCUACAGGGAGAACUUCAGGCGAAAAGCGAAGCGGUCAAGAAAUACAAGGGCGUUUUCCACGGAGUUAAGGUCAUUCUGCAAAACGAAGGUCCCCGCGGGCUGUUCCGGGGAAUCGGCUCAGCUUACAUCUACCAAAUUUUGCUCAAUGGCUGUCGUUUGGGCUUCUAUGAGCCGCUGCGCAAGGGUAUCACAACCGCUGUCUAUAAGGAUCCGCAAGUUCAAUCCCUCGGUAUCAAUGUCUUCUCAGGCGCUGCGUCUGGCAUCAUUGGUGCAGCAGCUGGAUCUCCUUUCUUCCUCGUGAAAACUCGUUUGCAGUCUUAUUCUCCCUUCCUUCCCGUCGGCACGCAGCACGAAUAUCGGAACUCCUUUGAUGGUUUGCGAAAAAUUUAUACUUCCGAAGGCGUUGGCGGACUCUAUCGGGGCGUUGGAGCGGCUAUGGUUCGCACUGGUUUCGGCAGCUCCGUCCAGCUUCCCACGUAUUUCUUCGCGAAGCGACGCUUGGUGAAGCACCUGGGAAUGGAGGAUGGCCCAGCCCUUCAUCUAGCCAGUAGUACGGUAUCUGGCUUCGUGGUCUGCUGUGUCAUGCACCCUCCCGACACGGUUAUGUCCAGAAUGUACAACCAGACUGGUGAUCUUUACAAGGGAGCAUUUGAUUGCCUCUUUAAAACUAUCCGAAAGGAGGGUAUCCUUGCGAUCUACAAGGGCUACUUUGCCCAUCUGGCUCGUAUCUUGCCUCAUACAAUCUUGACUCUCAGUCUGGCUGAGCAGACCAAUAAACUGAUGCGCAGAUUCGAGGACCGGUUUCUUCCUGAGUCCAUAAAGGCGCGUGUCUAG
Aspergillus lentulus is the source of this 933-nucleotide messenger RNA. NCBI's taxonomy places the organism in Eukaryota, Fungi, Ascomycota, Eurotiomycetes, Eurotiales, Aspergillaceae. The record is from RefSeq and is a predicted model, not a curated record.